CACUUCGAGACAUGGAGUCAUCGUUUCCGUUUGGGGUGACGCUGGCUGUGCUGGCCUUCCUUAUCAUCACAGCAAAUGUACUAGUUGCUGUGGCUGUGCUCUUUUUGAUACACAAGAAUGAUGGUGCCAGUCUCUGCUUCACCUUGAACCUGGCUGUGGCUGAUACCUUGCUCGGAGUGGCCAUCUCUGGCCUAGUCACAGACCAGCUCUCCAGCCCUGCUCGGCCCACGCAGAAGACCCUGUGCAGCCUCCGGAUGGCAUUCGUCACUUCCUCUGCAGCUGCCUCGGUCCUCACCGUCAUGCUGAUUGCAUUUGACAGGUACCUCGCCAUCAAGCAGCCCCUGCGCUACGUGCAGAUCAUGAGUGGGCUCGUGGCCGGGGCCUGCAUUGUGGGGCUGUGGCUGCUGUCUUACCUCAUCGGCUUCCUCCCGCUGGGAGUCCCCGUGUUCCAGCAGACCACCUACCAGGGGCCCUGCAGCUUCUUCGCAGUGUUUCACCCUCUGUAUGUGCUGACCCUCUCCUGCGCAGGCUUCUUCCCAGCUCUGCUCCUCUUUGUCUUCUUCUACUGCGACAUCCUCAAGAUUGCCUCCAUGCACAAUCAGCAAAUCCGAAAGAUGGAACACGCAGGAGCGACAUCUGGAGCUUACCGGCCCCCUCGGACUCCCAGUGACUUCAAGGCCAUUCGCACGGUGGCCAUUCUCAUUGGGAGCUUUACUCUGUCCUGGACCCCAUUCCUGAUCACUGGCAUUGUGCAGGUGGCCUGCCAGCAGUGCCACCUCUACCUGGUGCUGGAACGGUACUUGUGGCUACUCGGUGUGGGCAACUCCCUGCUCAACCCACUCCUCUAUGCCUACUGGCAGAAAGAGGUGCGACAGCAGCUCUACCAGAUGGCCCUGGGCACCAAGAAAGGGCUCGCCUCACUUCUCCUCCUCCUCUCAGCCAGGGAUGGUGGCCCAGAGGGCUCCAGGGAAAGUUCCUGUCGUAUCGCCACUAUCUCCCACUCACAGCUUCAUAGCUAACACGGUAAGGGUGGUGAAGUUUCCAAGUGCCUUUCCCACCCCACUUGCCC
This is a messenger RNA of Condylura cristata (star-nosed mole), 1069 nucleotides long. It is a transcript of the gene GPR119, whose product is annotated as G protein-coupled receptor 119. The record is from RefSeq and is a predicted model, not a curated record. Gene Ontology annotation, cellular component: membrane. Gene Ontology annotation, molecular function: phosphatidylcholine binding; G protein-coupled receptor activity. The transcript has a single exon. NCBI's taxonomy places the organism in Eukaryota, Metazoa, Chordata, Mammalia, Eulipotyphla, Talpidae. Gene Ontology annotation, biological process: regulation of metabolic process; adenylate cyclase-activating G protein-coupled receptor signaling pathway. The coding region runs from base 12 to 1019 and encodes 335 amino acids.